Messenger RNA from Tauraco erythrolophus (red-crested turaco), 276 nucleotides. RefSeq names its product feather keratin 4. Gene Ontology annotation, cellular component: intermediate filament. Gene Ontology annotation, molecular function: structural constituent of cytoskeleton. NCBI's taxonomy places the organism in Eukaryota, Metazoa, Chordata, Aves, Musophagiformes, Musophagidae. The record is from RefSeq and is a predicted model, not a curated record.
AUGUCUUCCUAUGACCUGUGUUCUCCCAGCCCCUGUGGGCCAACCCCACUGGCCAACAGCUGCAACGAGCCCUGUGUCAGGCAGUGCCAGAACUCGACGUACGUGAUCCAGCCCCCUGCUGUGGUGGUCACCCUGCCCGGACCCAUCCUCAGCUCCUUCCCCCAGAACACCGCUGUAGGAUCCAGCACCUCUGCUGCUGUUGGCAGCAUCCUGAGUGAGGAGGGAGUGCCCAUCAACUCCGGGGGCUUCAGCCUCUCUGGCCUUGGUGGCCGCUAC